CUCCCCAACGCUCCGGCUCACGUCAUGCACAGCAUCCGACGCGUGACGCCGGCCAGCAUGAACACCCUCCUCCUCUGCUCCAGCGCCUUCUGCUACUCCGCCAUCCCGAGGAGCAUUGGGCUCAGAUCUCUUGUUCUGCCAAGCAUCUCCUUGCUGAGGAAGAGGCACAAAUGCGCCCGUUUCCUGUCAAGGGGGGCGUCUUUACCGCAGGGAGGGAGUAAGAUCUCCCCUCUGGGUCGCAAGGUGAUGCAGACGCUGGAGGGUCGCUGCGGCAUGCAGCUCCCUGCGUCGCUCGUGGUGGGAGUGAGUGGGGGGUCGGACUCGACGGCGCUCAUGCUGCUGCUGGAUGAGGUGAGGCAGGAGCAUGAGGGGGGCGAGGAGGGGCAGCUGUCGAUCAACGUGGUCCACUUUGAUCAUGGCCUGCGGGCAGAGUCCAAGGAGGAGGCGAAGUUUGUUGAAGGGCUGGCGAGGGACAGGGGGAUGCCGUUCUACAUGCAAGCGCUUGACGAGGCCGAUGCGGCAAGGUUCAGAGAGAACUCUGGUGGGAUGCAGGAGUACACGAGGAUUUGGAGGAGGAAGGUGAUGGGGGAAGUGGCUGCGAAGAUCAAGGAGCAGAGCCGUCCUGACACCAAAGUCUAUCUCGUCUCUGCGCACCAUUCCGACGACCAGCUGGAAACUAUUCUGAUGAAGCUGCUGAGAGGAGCUCACAUUAGCAAGCUUCAUGGGAUGAAGUACAAGGACGAUCUUGACCCUCCCAUGCUCCGGCCGCUGCUCGACAUCUCCAAGCAGGAGCUGGUUCGGUACCUCAAGGACUUGCAGCAGGACUGGAGGGAGGAUUCGUCGAAUCACGAGUCCACGUACAAGAGGAACAAGGUCAGGAUACAACUGAUUCCCCUCCUGCAGGAUCUCUGUGGAGGGAAGCACGCGCUAGCUUCUCGAAUGAACGGGCUGAGCCAUCAGAGCAUGCAGCUGCAGCAGUGGAUGGAGGAAGUAACUCCUGCUAUCAAGUUCGGGCGCAGGUUUGACAAGCGCACCCUCCCCCUCGAUUUCUUCUACGCGGAGAGCAGGGAGCUCCUUCGCAACUCGGUCAUCCACCAGUUCAUUAGCUCCGAGGCCUCAGACCUCAUCCUGAGCUACACCCAGCUCCUCAAGAUCGCCCAGCAGCUCGAGGAGCAUCCUAACAAUCUCAAUUGGUCUUUGGACUUGGGCAAGGGAUGGCAGGUUCUGCGGUCGGGGCCCUUGCUCAUGGUGGAUAGGGAGGAAGGAGAGUUGCCGAACGGGAGCGUUGACAUACUGGGCGACGUGAACGUCGGCGUCGAGGUCGACGGCCCGUGGAGCGUCAUGGUGACAGCAGGGCAGAAGCCUCCUCCUCCUGUGGAGGGAAAGCGGAGAGUGCUGCCAGAGGAUGUGUGCUUUACGAUCCAUAACGUCCCUGCUGGGUCCCAAAUGAUAGUGAGGACGAAGUUGGCAGGCGACAGGUUUUUCCCCAAGGGGGUGGGAAAGGACGAGAGGCUCAAGCACUUCCUGAGGUUCCAGCGAAUCCCCGUGAAAGAACGCGAUGAGAUUCCCCUUAUAUGUUUCAAGUCACUCCCUUCCUCCUCCUCCUCCUCCUCCUCCUCCUCCUCCUCCUCCUCCUCCUCCCCAACUUCAGCAGAAUCUGAUCAGAAAGCAACGGUCAUCGCUGUUCCUCCCAGGCAUGUUGCCAAACCUCAUGCGGUCCCCAAGGGCAAGGGGUUGACCAUCUCCUUCCGGAUCAUGUGAGGGCGAGAGCUGGGGAUGGGGUGAAGAGACGAUAGCGAGGCAGGCGUUAAGAGCAAUUGAAGGGAGCAGCACUAGGGAAGGGAAAGGAAGGGACAAGGGGCAGCAGAUUGAGCUAGUGCGGUACAGUUCAACGGCAGCAGCACUAAUGGCGGCAGCAGCUGGAGCGGAAGGAAGAGACAGAGAAAGGUUCGGAGCGAGAGAGGGGGGACGUUUUUUGAGGAUGUUCAUUACAAGUAUCGAAAGCCUUG
This is a messenger RNA of Guillardia theta CCMP2712, 2009 nucleotides long. RefSeq lists its product as hypothetical. The record is from RefSeq and is a predicted model, not a curated record. Gene Ontology annotation, molecular function: ligase activity, forming carbon-nitrogen bonds; ATP binding. NCBI's taxonomy places the organism in Eukaryota, Cryptophyceae, Pyrenomonadales, Geminigeraceae. Gene Ontology annotation, biological process: tRNA processing. The transcript has 2 exons. The coding region runs from base 25 to 1761 and encodes 578 amino acids. Gene Ontology annotation, cellular component: cytoplasm.